AUGAGGGCCUUGGGCUACCCUCGCUUAAUAUCCAUGGAGAAUUUCAGAACACCUAACUUCGCCCUGGUGGCAGAAAUCCUCAUAUGGCUUGUGAAGAGGUAUGAACCUCACAUUGAUAUUCCCACUGAGGUGGAUACAGAGUCAGACCGAGUAUUUUUCAUCAAGUCUGUGGCUCAGUUUAUGGCAACAAAGGCUCACAUCAAGUUAAACACCAAAAAUCUCUACCAAGCGGAUGGCUACGCAGUGAAGGAGAUGCUGAAGAUCACCUCCAUGCUGUACAGCGCCAUGAAAACCAAGCAGGGGGCUCUGGAGGACACAGUGGAAGAAGAAAGCAAGUUCAAGUUUGACCUUGGCUCACGGAUUUCAGACCUUAAAGCAGCCCGUCAGCUGGCGUCUGAGAUCACAUCCAAAGGAGCAUCUUUGUACGAUUUACUGGGAGAAGAGGUUGACCUGAGGGAAAAAAGAAAUGCUGCCAUCGCUCGACCGCUUGAUAUUAACGAGAUUGAAAAAGCCUUGAGAGCUGCCAUCAAGGAGGUUCUGCAAAACGUAGAAAAGAACAAAGAGAUGCUGAAUAAUAUUGUCUCAGAUGAGAACAGUCUGGAUGCCAAGAUCGUGAAGAAAAAACAAGAGCUGGAGAGGUAUCAAAAGAGGCUGCAGACCCUGAAGAGUGUCAGGCCAGCAUUCAUGGAUGAAUAUGAGAAGAUAGAGGAGGAUCUGCAGAAGCAUUAUGAGAUGUUCGUGGAGAAGUUUCGAAACCUCAGCUUCCUGGAGUCUCAACUGGAUGAAUACCACAGACUGGAACAGGAACGAUUUGAGGAAGCUGAAAACAAUCUGAGGGUAAUGCAGCACAAACUGAAGGAGGAGGAGCGAGCUCUCCUGAAAGAUUCCUUGAAAGAUGAGGACUCGGACUCUGAGGUUCCUGACGACGAAGGGUCAGACAGCGACCUUGAAGAAUCUCGGCCCUUUAGACCCCGACCCACACGGAAUGGCCUCAUGGCAGGGAGAGGAGGACACUUUAUUGGUAACAUGCAGGGUGGUGACAGUGAUGAGAGUGAAGACAGUGAGAUUGAUGUGGACGAGGAUGAUGAAGAAGGUGAGGAGGAGGAGGAAGAGGAGAGCAAGGAUUUGGAGGAUGACCGUUUGGACGGCUCUUUGUCGAAGAGCAACCGUCCUUCCAGGGGGGGUGGGAGACCCCCUCUGCUGGAGGAAAGUGAUGAUGACUUCUGAAUGAACACAUGAACCAUAGACGGUCUUUAUGAAG
Molecule: messenger RNA, 1261 nt
Organism: Nematolebias whitei (Rio pearlfish)
Lineage: Eukaryota; Metazoa; Chordata; Actinopteri; Cyprinodontiformes; Rivulidae
Gene: ift38
Product: clusterin associated protein 1
Exons: 11
Coding region: 1-1227 (408 amino acids)
Biological process (GO): cilium assembly
Cellular component (GO): cilium; centrosome; intraciliary transport particle B
Source: RefSeq, a predicted model, not a curated record